CCUUUAGCCACGCUGAAGAGAGCAGAGCAGUGUGAGUGAAUCUGAGGAGCAGUGAAGUUGUCAGCUGUCUGACGAUCACGUAUUGGCCUGAGCAUAGGUGGAGGUAAUAGUUCGUGGCUGGCUGCUUUGCUUAUGUGACUCUCAUUUUAAACAACCCCUAAAAAAGUAAAGAAGAAGGAGGAACGUUCAAGUCAAGAGCAGGGAUUAGAGGGUGUGUCUUCAUACCUUAAGGUCCAGGAUUUGUCUAAAACACCUUAUUAGAUUAGAUCAAUUCUUAGACACUGGGAGCAGGCAGGAACACCUUCCUGUCAGUUCUGUUUGAGCCAGACUCCUGAACGAAGCCUGGUGCCUGGUGUAUGCAGAUCCACAUCACACACCUCAUACAAGCUACUGGAUAGUUGCCGGGGGAGACAGCUAGCUCUCCUUAGCAGAAGAUUGAAUCACACUCAGCCAUGAGUCUGGAGAAACAUACGAGUUUUCAGGGCCACAGAGGCCUUCCAUCUCAGAGAGCCCAGAGGAAGCCAAAGGGGCCCAUGGCUCAGAAGGUUCCCCCAGAGGAAGAGAAUCCGAGGGUCAAAUGCAGAGACUGCGGGGCAUUUGGGCACACCUGGAAGAGCAGGAGGUGCCCCAUCAAACAUGCCUAUGCGAUCACAGUGCCACAAGGACAACAAGGCAGAAAUGAGAAGGAGAACCGGUAUCCUGGCAGGCCCCAGACACAGGAGAAUUUAUGCCAGGUUGAGAGAGACAAGAGACUGAUCCAGGGCAAAGGACAGAGGUGAGUGAUGUGCAAGCACAAGGCCAGGGGCUGCAAAGAGAGAAGGAUCCAGGUGUCACAUAUCUCUUCUCUCUCUCCACAUACACCCCAAAAGGGGCCAGAGACAUACAAAGUCUCCUCCCCUUUGGAGACAAAGAUGA
This is a messenger RNA of Cricetulus griseus (Chinese hamster), 915 nucleotides long. NCBI's taxonomy places the organism in Eukaryota, Metazoa, Chordata, Mammalia, Rodentia, Cricetidae. The record is from RefSeq and is a predicted model, not a curated record.